Messenger RNA from Cavia porcellus (domestic guinea pig), 705 nucleotides. Its product is annotated as late cornified envelope protein 3A-like. Bases 143 to 436 code for a protein of 97 amino acids. Gene Ontology annotation, biological process: epidermis development. The record is from RefSeq and is a predicted model, not a curated record. The transcript is spliced from 2 exons. Lineage: Eukaryota; Metazoa; Chordata; Mammalia; Rodentia; Caviidae.
AGCAGCAUGCUAAGCCUGUGCAUCACUGACCCUACACAGGAUAAAAGGGCUCCUGCCCUGGCCUCCUCAGACAGAGCCUCCUCAGCCACAGGCUUCUUCCUCUUGCUGCCUCCUCUGAAUCCGGUUCCCUGACUGCACCAAGAUGUCCUGCCAGCAGAACCAGCAGCAGUGCCAACCCCCUCCCAAGUGCCCUUCCCCCAAAUGCCCCAAGAAGAGCCCAGCACAGUGUCUGCCUGCUGCCUCCUCCUGCUCUGCUCCUUGCUCUGGGGGCUGCGGUGGCCUCAGCUCCAGCUCUGAGGGAGGCUGCUGCCUGAGCCACCACAGGCGCCGCAGGUCCCACAGGUGCAGGCUGCGGAGUUCAGACUCCUGUGAUGGUGACAGUGGUCGGCAGUCUGGGGGCUCUGGCUGUGGCCACAGCUCUGGGGGCUGCUGCUGAACUUAGCAGCGGUGAUGAGAAGUUUUAAAGGAGACAAAGUCCAAGGACUGUUCUCUGUCCCUUGCAGUUUUUUCCAUAUACUUCAAUCUGCUUUAGCACUGAGAUGUUUCUUGCGAAAGUUCUGAGUUCUCUGCAGGCUCUUCCUGCCUGUUCUCUAGGAGCCCACAAAAUACUCACCCUGGUAUCUGCCUACAGAAAAGGCUUGCAGCAUCUGCCUGGUUAUGAUCUGUGUCUGACCCUGCGAAACAAUAAAGUUUUUUCUGACCUUG